Messenger RNA from Gekko japonicus, 784 nucleotides. Its product is annotated as enoyl-CoA delta isomerase 2, mitochondrial-like. The transcript is spliced from 7 exons. Lineage: Eukaryota; Metazoa; Chordata; Lepidosauria; Squamata; Gekkonidae. The coding region runs from base 14 to 784 and encodes 256 amino acids. The record is from RefSeq and is a predicted model, not a curated record.
UCCCGUCAAUGAAAUGGUAGGCAAAUAUAAGACCAUUCUCGUCACCACAGAGGAUAAGAUCACAAAGAUAAUGCUGAAUCGCCCAGACAAGAAAAAUGCUAUCAACCUUGUGAUGUACGAAGAAAUUAUGCAUGCGCUUGAUGAAGCUGCCAAGGAUGACUCCACUUUAACUGUUAUAACAGGAUGCGGCAGUUACUUCAGUAGUGGGAAUGAUCUCAAAGAUUUUUCUGAAAAUGUCGAUGAGAUAAUGAAAGAUGAUGGAAAGUUGCUGGUGCAAUUUAUCCAUCAUUUUGUUGACUUUCCAAAACCACUGGUAGCCCUGGUAAAUGGUCCUGCCAUUGGCCUUGCAGCUACUCUUCUUGGGCUGUGUGAUAUUGUGUAUGCUAUGGAAAGGGCAACAAUUCAUGCUCCUUUUGUUCAGCUGGGACUGAGUCCAGAAGGUUGCUCAUCUUACACCUUCCCUAAGAUAAUGGGACCAGCACAGGCAAAUGAGAUGCUUCUUUUCAAUAAGAAAAUUAUGGCAGAUGAAGCAUGUACCAAGGGACUUGUGACUGAAGUUUUUGCUGACAGUACUUUUCAGGGAGAAGUUUGGACAAGGCUGAAAGCAUAUGCAAAUCUUCCUAAAAAUUCUCUAGCCACCUCUAAACAGUUAAUGAGAAGUAUGGACAAAGAAAUCCUGCAUGCAGUCAGUUUGCAAGAGAGUAAGCUGAUUGCGAAAAAAAUCUUUUCAGAUGAGUGCAACAAUGGCCUUCAAAGCUUCUUCCAGAAGGGGUCAAAAUUGUGA